AUGACCAACGGUGAGGUGUACGCCUUGCUGCGCCGUCGCCGCGAUGAGCGAAACGCGGCGCGGCACCCGCCUUUUGGACUGCAGCCCGUGCUCGCCGACAGCCACCAGCGUGCGGCUGUCGCCACCGGCGCUGCUGCAGCAACCGCGGUCGUGCCAUCAGCGGCGGCAUCCGCGUCAGCUAUAUCCAGAGCAGCGUCGGUGAUGAGCCACAGCAACGUCGGGCAGAAUAGCGGCAGCAAGGCAGCGCCGGCGGGGACCAUUGCAAUCACCUCCUCCGCAGCAGCAGCGGCGUCGACCGCCAGCAUCCUCGCCUCACCCUCCUCCGUACACCUGGUCGUGCUCCUUACAGAGGUAACCAUGCUCAACUACAUCGCAAACCACUCCUCCCUGCUGCUCGAAUCGGCAAGCCCGGCGCCGGCUGGCGCGCGAGCGCGCACGUGUACGCUGCGCGACGUGUACGGGCCCACGUCGGUGUACAACCGGGUCGUUGGCUCCGAAAGUCGAAGUGGUGCCGCUGUAGGGGCGUCGGCAACGGCCGCGGGCUCGCUGGUGGAUUCAGAGCUCGUGUCAUCGUGCUACGCCAAGUUGGCCUCCCACCGCCCAGGGACACGCGGCCACGUCCGCGGCGUCGAGGAGCUGCUGGAGCACUUUGAAGAGGUGGGGCGUGCGCAGGAGCGCUUCUACGCGGCAGGGGUGCGCCGCGCGGUGCAACGGCUUUGGCGCCGGCGGCUGUGGGUGCCAACGGAGGGCCCGCACCCGCCGCCAUCUCCGCCGUUGCGCAACGGUAGCGCCCUGAUAAAAAUCGAGUCGGUCGCCGAGGAGGACGUUGACAGCACAACGGAGGCGGUGCAGAGGUUGUCGCUGGCUGCCCAGCACCCGUCAUCCCCCGCAGUGGCAGCAACGACGACGUCGCAGGACAAGGUAGCCAGGCAGAGCGGUGCUGGACAGACGAGCAACGACGUUGAAGGUGCGCAGCCCACCAACGCGUCGCAUGUGGUGACGCCGCUGCUGUUCGAGCCUACUCCACUAUGGAGCCCAGCGGCGAGGAACGGUGGUGGCAAGGGUAGCGCAGAUGGCGGUGCGGCUGCCGCGAGCACGGCGCACAGUCCCCUCAGCUAUCACGCGCAGCUACAGCUGCAGCAGGCGAGUCGGUCUCUGCUGUCGGAGGCCGAAGUACUACAGCUCGUCGUAGGCCGGCCACAGCGUGCACUUGACGUGUACCGGCUGCUGGACGACGUCGAUGGCCGCCUGCAGUACAGGGAAGAAGCGGUGAACGCCUUCGUGGAGGCCGUGACGGCCGUCUUCGCUGAAUGGGGAGUGCGGGGCGGAGGGCGGAGGUGA
This is a messenger RNA of Leishmania mexicana MHOM/GT/2001/U1103, 1341 nucleotides long. RefSeq lists its product as hypothetical. Bases 1 to 1341 code for a protein of 446 amino acids. The transcript has a single exon. The record is from RefSeq and is a predicted model, not a curated record. Lineage: Eukaryota; Euglenozoa; Kinetoplastea; Trypanosomatida; Trypanosomatidae.